Messenger RNA from Saprolegnia parasitica CBS 223.65, 2099 nucleotides. RefSeq lists its product as hypothetical. Lineage: Eukaryota; Oomycota; Saprolegniomycetes; Saprolegniales; Saprolegniaceae. Gene Ontology annotation, cellular component: cell surface; extracellular region. The transcript has 3 exons. Gene Ontology annotation, molecular function: beta-glucosidase activity. The coding region runs from base 12 to 2099 and encodes 695 amino acids. The record is from RefSeq and is a predicted model, not a curated record. Gene Ontology annotation, biological process: glucan catabolic process.
CGCCCGUAGCCAUGAAGUGGACCGUGCUGGCUGCGACGCUCAGCCUGGCCCUCGCGGCCGCCACCGACGACAGCGACAAGCACAAGCCGGCGCCCACGAAGGCGCAUGCGGCGCCCAAGGCCACGGCGCCGACGUCGCCGGCGGGCAUCCAAUUCCGCGACUUUGUCGCCCAUGACGACACCCAGACGUGCUCGCAGGACAUCCACUCGACGCCGUUCAACGUGCAAGUGCGUGGCACGAACCUCGGUGGCUGGCUCGUCCUCGAGCCAUGGAUCACGCCGACGCUCUUUUACCAGUUCCUCGGCACGCAGGAGCGGUUUGGCGACCAAGCGCCCGAGAAGACGGCGAUGGACCAGUACACGUUUUGCACGGCCUUGGGCAAGGAAGAGGCCAACCGCCAAUUGCGCAUCCAUUGGAACAACUGGGUCACGGAGGCCGACAUCAAGGAGAUGGCGUCGUUUGGCGUCAACUCGCUGCGCAUCCCGGUCGGCGACUGGAUGUUUGUGCCGUACGAGCCGUACAUUGGCUGCACGGACGGCUCGAUCGAGCAGCUCGACCGCGUCCUCGACCUCUGCGACAAGUACAACAUCAACGUGCUCAUCGACAUCCACGGCCACAUUGGGUCCCAAAACGGCUUUGACAACAGCGGCAAGACGCACCAGGUCAAGUGGACGUCGCUUGCGAGCACGCAGCCCGUGGGCACGACCACGUUUGAGCACUGGCCGAUCCGGUACGCCGAGUGGGCCGGCACGUUUGACCCGAUCCACCACAACUACUCGUCGAUCAACUAUGCCAACCUGAACCAGUCGCUCACGGUCGUCAACAAGAUUGUGACGCGGUACGCCAACCACCCGGCGAUCCUCGGGCUGCAGCCGGUCAACGAGCCGUGGGAGCUCACGCCCAUUGACGUGCUCAAGAACUUUUACUGGGACUCGUACAAGGUGACCAAGUCGCUCGCGCCGUCGUGGAAGUUUGUCGUCCACGACUCGUUCCGCUUUGGCUUGAGCUACUGGUCGCAGUUUAUGAAGGGCUGCCCGGACAUUGCGCUCGACACGCACAUUUACCAAGCGUGGAUGAACCCUGGCAGCGCCGAAGACUUCAACUCGAACGCGUGCCAGCAAAAGUACACGAUCUCGGACAUGGAGAACGCGCUCAUGCCCGUCAUUGUCGGCGAGUGGUCGGUCGCGACCGACAACUGUGCCAUGUGGCUCAACGGCUUCAACGACAACCUCCCGGGCUUUCCCAAGGUCAUGUGCACCUACCAAAAGUGCCCCGUCGACUCGACGUACCUCGGCUACGGCUUCCCCGGCACGCCGCUCGACGUGACCAAGCCGAUCCAGGGGCCGUAUGGCACCGGCACCUCGGGCCCGUCGUUUGGCUACUGCCCGGUCAACAGCCAGACCUCGUUCGACGAGGACCACCUCGCGUUCACGACCAACAUGGUCCGGAAGAAGCUCAACGCGUUCCAGGUCGGCCACGGCUGGUACUUUUGGAACUUCAAGACGGAGCUCGACAUGACGUGGAACUUUAUCCAGCUCUGCCGGCUCGGCGCGUUCCCCAAGAACGUCAGCAACUACGAGCCGGGCGAGGUCGACAAUGCGUGCCUCGCAGAGGACAAGGGCGAGUUUGUGUGCCAGGCCAAGCGCGGCGUCAAGGCCUUUGAGCUCGAGAACGGCCUCAAGUACGCGUGCAACUGCCCCGGCGUCGACUGCAAGGACAUUGAGACCAAGUAUGCGACCUUGAUCGAGCGCUGCGACUACGCGUACAACGCCUACUGGCACCUCGAGCGAACCAAGGGCGCGACGUGCGAUUUCGGUGGCUCGGCCCAUCUGAUUUCGAUCCCAUCCAACGUCUCGUACGCGACCGUCGACUCGAUUACGUCGGCCGACCUCGCCCAUGCGACGUGGAACACGGUGAUGGCGUCCGGCGGCUUCAUCCUCGGCGGCAUCGUCGGCGUCGGCUUGACGGUGCUGCUGCUCACGAUGCACCGCAAGAACGCGGCGCGCAAGAUGUACUAUGGCCGCAACCCGUCCGACAUGGUGCUCAUGGGCGACCGCGCCAACGGCGAAGAGCGCACGCCGCUCGUCUCCAAGUUUUAA